Acaulospora colombiana is the source of this 204-nucleotide messenger RNA. Lineage: Eukaryota; Fungi; Glomeromycota; Glomeromycetes; Diversisporales; Acaulosporaceae. The record is from the annotation of a GenBank genome assembly.
GAAAAUUCACAUUUUAUAAACGCCUUUGCAAAUUACCUAAAAUUUAAUCCUUUGGAUAACGCAAAAUCCGGAGACAUGGAAGCAUUGAUCCAAUCCGCGUUCAUGCUGACCGAUAAAAAUUACGAGGAGAACGUCAUGCAAGUGGGUGAAAAAGAUGAUGGAGAACAGUUUGAAAAUCUAGAAGCUAAAAGAUAUCUUAACCCG